CGGCGAACUGCUCGGAAUGCCAACUGAUGACUCGCGCGCUCCCGAUACGCAACUCGACUGACGGCAGUAGACCAGCAGAGCCUUAAAGCCUCAAAGUUUCAGCCUCGGACAGCAACAGGCGCAUGUGCAUCGCUUCUGCGCGGCUUAUUGCGUUUCACAAUUUUGUUCCAGUCCUGCGUCGCAAUGCCACCGUCGAGUCGCAUACCACCUCUUCUCCAGCCAUACAUCCAACUCCCUCGCGAGGAUUCACUUAUCCUGCUCACGAGCACUCUCGGAGCCAGCGCAAACUGGUUGCUACUACGGUUCCUGUGUGAUGCGCUGAGCACAGUCACAGCCCAAGAUGGCGGGGAAGAGGGACACAAUGUAGUGCUGGUUUCUUGGAUGAGACAGUAUGAGUUCUGGAAGCAAGAAUCUAGAAAGAGCGCAGGCCUAGAUUUGGAGAGACUCAGGAAAGAGGGGAGCUUCGCUUUCGUUGAUGGGUUGGGGGCUGGUGCAGAUGCGCCUGGCAGUAGCAUGUCCGGAAUAGACGCGCGGGCCAAUGGACAGGCAAAACCACAAGUCACGGGGCCGAAUAGGAUUCAGGUGCAGAGAGGGCCGCAGACACUACCUGUACGAGGUCCUCCCGGGGGGAUAGUGCCUGCAAGAGGGCCACCUGUAGCAGUAGCAGCAGCAGCGCCUACACUAGCUACGAUUCCUACAACAUCAGAGGCGGCCGACGUAGGUAGCAGUACCCCCGGCCACUACGCAUUGAAGACACUCGACCUUUCAGAAAUCAGAACGACCAUUUCCAGCGCCGUCUCUGCGCUCAAUCCCACGGCAGUGCAGCGAAAGACACUCCUCAUCUUCGAUAAUCCAGACCUCCUCCUCGCCCUCAACCCCUCCAUCACACCCUCGGACUUUACUUCGCUUGCUCUGACUCUUCAUAUAACACCGACUGUGUCACAUGUUCUCACCCAUAUACAAUCAGAUAAUCCGCUUCUCAGCCUUUCCAUACAACCCCAACCACUUGAGCUUGCGCACCACAACCUGCUGGUCAAGUUUGCUCAUAUGAGCAGGAGGAUACUGGGUGUGAGAAUUCUGGAUACUGGAGUUGCAAGAGAUGUGAGCGGUGUCAUACGGAUCACCGAACAGAAGCAUGAGUGGCUAGACUUGGAGCUCAACAAAAACGAACCCAAGGAAGGUGAUGACAACGGGCAAGGAAAAGAGUUCCUGUACCAGGUCAAAGGCGAUGGCAGCGUAAGGGUCUUUGAGCGGGGUGCUGGUGGAGAGGCUUGAUAGUAUUCUCAAGCCCUGACAGAGUUUGAUCUCGAGUUACACCAACACGCCUCAUUAUUCACUCGCAACAUGUGGCUUGACCGUAGGCCAAGGUAAGCCUUCGAAUACAAUAGCGAUGAUAAUCCCGCCCCAAUGCAGAGGACCAUAAGCGAAUGUACAAUCUUUUUCAU
Bipolaris sorokiniana ND90Pr is the source of this 1445-nucleotide messenger RNA. RefSeq lists its product as uncharacterized. NCBI's taxonomy places the organism in Eukaryota, Fungi, Ascomycota, Dothideomycetes, Pleosporales, Pleosporaceae. The record is from RefSeq and is a predicted model, not a curated record. The coding region runs from base 184 to 1275 and encodes 363 amino acids. Gene Ontology annotation, biological process: tRNA wobble uridine modification. The transcript has a single exon. Gene Ontology annotation, cellular component: elongator holoenzyme complex.